AUGGUUAUCCCCUCUUGUUGUUUGAAAGCUAAGGUGUCAGACCCUGAGCUUGAAGCCAGAUGCCAUUCCACGGUUGUUUCCGGAUGGUUCUCUGAACUUCAGUCAUCCUCUGGUAAAGCUCAGAAAGAAUUGUAUUUCAACAACCCAAUGUGGCCAGGAGAAGCACACUCCCUGAAAGUAGAAAAGAUUCUGUUUAAGGAAAAGUCAGAGUACCAGGAGGUUAUGGUUUUCGAGUCCUUGGCAUAUGGAAAAGUGCUUGUUCUAGAUGGCAUUGUUCAGUUGACUGAGACAGAUGAAUGCGCGUAUCAGGAAAUGAUAACCCAUCUCCCCCUUUGUUCCAUUGAAGCCCCGAAAAACGUUCUGGUUGUAGGUGGAGGUGACGGUGGAGUUCUUCGGGAAAUUGCCCGUCACAGCUCUGUGGAGCUGAUUGAUAUUUGUGAGAUAGAUAAAAUGGUUAUAGAUGUUAGCAAGAAGUAUUUUCCUGAUCUAGCUAUUGGCUUUGAGGACCCUCGUGUGGGACUACAUGUUGGUGACGCUGUCGAAUUUCUAAGGCAUGCACCUGAAGGGAAGUACGAUGCAAUUAUUGUUGAUUCAUCCGAUCCUGUAGGUCCUGCUCAGGAGCUUGUGGAGAAACCAUUUUUUGAGACCCUUGCAAGAGCGUUAAGGCCAGGUGGUGUUCUAUGUAAUAUGGCAGAGAGCAUGUGGCUCCACACUCAUCUGAUUCAAGAUAUGAUUUCGAUUUGCCGUGAAACAUUCAAGGGUUCUGUGCAUUAUGCAUGGACUAGUGUUCCUACAUAUCCAAGUGGCGUUAUAGGAUUUCUAUUGUGCUCCACAGAGGGACCACCAGUUGAUUUCAAGCACCCUAUCAAUCCAAUUGAGAAGAUUGAGGGUGCGCUUCAGCAUAUAAGGGAACUCAGGUUUUACAACUCUGAGAUUCACAAAGCUGCCUUUUGCUUGCCAUCUUUUGUCAAGAAGGAGGUGAAAGCUCUUCGCGAGUUCUCAGGAACAAUUCCAAUGAUUAAAAUGAUACCCUCAAAUCUUCAAGCUCUAAUCGUCGUCGUCUUCAAUUUCAUAGUACUUCCAGUUUUGGCAACGGCGGAUCUUGAUGGCGACGACGCCACCAGUAUAGUGUUUACUACUUUGGGAAGAUCAAGUUAUGCCUUUGACAUCUACUCCCUCCCAAUAUCUGGCCCAGCGAAUGAACUCAAACUCAAUGAUGGAGAAUCUGUUAAUUUCAGUGGUCAUUUUCCCUCUUUUUCAUCAUUCAACAGAAUUAAUCCUAUUCUAGCCAAACAUGCCCUUCCCUCUACGGCGCCAUUACUACACCUCAUUUACGUUACUGAACGUAAUGGAUUAUCAUAUAUUUACCUGGAUACGGUUUUCUAG
Fraxinus pennsylvanica is the source of this 1386-nucleotide messenger RNA. Lineage: Eukaryota; Viridiplantae; Streptophyta; Magnoliopsida; Lamiales; Oleaceae. The record is from the annotation of a GenBank genome assembly.